AAGAAAGUGAGGUGAAGUGAUGACAGAAAACAUAGAUGAUAUGGCCAAAGUAUUUUUUCUAUCGGUUAAAACUUAAAAUUCAUUAUUUACCUAAAAAGAAAAUGAGAAUUAAUGGUUUAUGUAUCUUCAUUUGAAUUCAAUUCAAUAAUCAUAAUCAUAAUCUAAUCGUUGGUGUUGUCGCGUCUUUGAUUCGUUCGUCCUCAGAGGGUCAACAGGGACGGCCAUCACCCAGACCCUCUCAAUCAUCAUCCAUCCCCCCCUUUCCACGAAAAACCCUAAAAAAUUCAAUCCCUUUCUUCUCCAUUUCCCCUUAAUAAUAAUAAUCCUUAUUCAUAAUCAUUUUCAAUUUCAUUUUCAUUUUCAUUUCUUCGCCGCAUACAAAAAAAAUGUCAUCUGAGAUCGAGGUUGUCGAGGAGGUUCAAUCUCGCCGCGAUCAACAAUCCACACCGUCAUCUUCCGACGGUGUUGAAGUUUCCGAAGAUAGCCUCCGGAACGACGUUUAUACUGCGGCUGCUUAUGGGGAUUUGGAGAAGCUACAUAGAUUGGUGGAGCUUGAGGGCUUUCUCGUUACCGAACCUGAUGGUUUGGGUUACUACGCUCUUCAGUGGGCUGCUCUCAAUAAUCGCACUGCCGCUGCUCAGUACAUCAUUGAGCAUGGUGGAGAUGUAAAUGCAACAGAUCAUACUGGCCAGACAGCCUUGCAUUGGAGUGCGGUACGGGGUGCUAUUCAAGUUGCAGAGCUUUUACUACAAGAGGGUGCUCGAGUGAAUUCUGCCGACAUGAAUGGGUAUCAGACAACACACGUUGCUGCUCAAUAUGGUCAGACAGCUUAUCUUUACCAUGUCGUCUCAAAAUGGAAUGCUGACCCUGAUGUUCCUGAUAAUGAUGGAAGAAGCCCCUUGCAUUGGGCUGCUUACAAAGGUUUUGCUGAUUCUAUACGUCUUCUUUUAUUUCUUGAUGCACAUCGGGGUCGUCAGGAUAAAGAGGGUUGCACUCCUCUUCAUUGGGCUGCUAUUCGGGGUAACUUGGAGGCCUGUACCGUGUUAGUACAGGCUGGCAAAAGGGAAGACCUGACCAUGACCGAUAAUACUGGCCUUACACCUGCACAGCUUGCUUCUGAUAAGAAUCACAGACAAGUUGCUUUUUUCCUUGGAAAUGCCCGAAGGCUGCUUGAUAAACGUUUUGACAAUAACAGCCGCCUUGGAAAGAUAUCUAAAUUAGGACUUGCUCCUGUACUUUGGUGCAUAAUUUUUGUGCUAUUGGUCACCUAUAUUCAUUCGGUCAUCUUGGCAACAAAUAUGCCAAAGCUGACAGCUGCAAGUGGCCUUUUUGCAUGGUUUGGAGUGUUACUUGCUACUGUUGGAUUGGUGAUGUUUUAUAGGUGUAGCAGCAAGGAUCCAGGUUAUAUCGGAGUGAGUGAUGACACUCAGAAUAUGAAAGAUGAUGAGCCUCUUUUGAAGAUUGAGAUAAAUAAUCCUGCUUUGCUAGCUGGAAAUUGGUCCCAGCUUUGUGCAACAUGCAAGAUUGUCAGGCCUCUUCGUGCAAAACAUUGUUCUACAUGUGAUCGUUGUGUGGAACAAUUUGACCAUCAUUGUCCCUGGGUGUCCAAUUGCAUUGGCAAGAAGAACAAAUGGGAUUUCUUUGCUUUUCUUAUUCUCGAAGUUUCAGCAAUGUUGGUUACUGGUGGAGUUUGUCUUGCAAGAGUACUAACUGAUCCACUGGCUCCUUCUUCGUUUGGGACAUGGGUUAAUUAUGUUGGCAAAAAUCACAUUGGUGCAAUAUCAUUUCUAAUUGCUGAUUUUUUCCUCUUCUUCGGAGUGUUUGCUUUGACAGUUGUUCAGGCUAGUCAGAUAUCGCGCAAUAUUACAACAAACGAAAUGGCAAAUAUAAUGCGGUAUAGCUACCUCAGAGGUCCAGGUGGUAGAUUCAGAAACCCAUAUGAUCAUGGUAUCAAGAAAAACUGUUCUGAUUUCUUGAUCAACGGGUACAAUGAAGAUGUGGAGUAUAUCGAAGAAUCAGGUAACUCAGAGGAGGGUGUAGGAAUGACACACAUGGCAAGGAACUCAAACGGAACAAAUGGAGACUCGCAUUCUCAUUCCGAUUAUCCCAAGGGCAACGGAAAUGGUCAUGUUGUUAUUAACGUGAAUUCAAACAGUACCAACUCAAAAACACAUCAUGGUCAAAAUAGUAAUGGUCAUGUUCAUUCUUCGCAUUGUAGUCAUAGUAACCAAGGCAAAACAAGAAAUGAAAGCAUUCCUGUGGGCUUAGGUCUUGGCCUCGGACGAAACACUAGAUCUGUUCCAGUUUCAUCCUCAUCAUGAUAAUUUCAUGUCUGGUUGUAUCUAAUUGUAAUGUAUCAUUAUCAUAGGCAAGCAUCUUGUUAGAUUAUGUAAUUCAAUUUAUUGUGGCUCUUUUGUACCAUGCCCA
This is a messenger RNA of Trifolium pratense (red clover), 2427 nucleotides long. RefSeq names its product protein S-acyltransferase 24. The record is from RefSeq and is a predicted model, not a curated record. Gene Ontology annotation, biological process: protein palmitoylation. Lineage: Eukaryota; Viridiplantae; Streptophyta; Magnoliopsida; Fabales; Fabaceae. Gene Ontology annotation, molecular function: palmitoyltransferase activity; protein binding. Gene Ontology annotation, cellular component: Golgi membrane. The transcript is spliced from 13 exons. Bases 387 to 2321 code for a protein of 644 amino acids.